UAUUGUAUUAUAUGAUAUUCUGCUACUCGUUGCUUUGGAGUAUUCCAGUAGAGUCAGUGACCCUCAGUAGUUGGGGCAGAGACAGUCGCCACCAAAGAUACUUUGGUCGCCACCUUGGCUGCAAGUCUCUGUAGGAGGGAGCAGAGGCAACAGUGUUGUCUCCUCUCUGGUGCCUUGUGUUGUAUCUGGUGGUCGCCCAACUAAUAAAGUGACCGAAUACAAUGCGAAUCCCCUUGUCCAAAUCCCUAAAGUUAUUUUUCUCUGGAACCAAACACACCUUUUUAGGAUGUAAACUGUGCCUCGUGACCCCAGAGGGUCAUUUCCAUAAAGGCGAGGCUGGCCAAACAUCCGCUGUGUGAUCUUUCAGACUGACUGUAGUCUCGGCAUCGCUGGCGGCUGAGGUGGGGAGAGGCGAGGACUGGGACACGGGCAAUCGUUCACAAUGAUCAGAUACAGUGUGUGGGUUGUCCUGACUCUUGCAGCCGCUUCACGGGCGGCUAUCCCCCCGACACAGAUUCAAAUUAGUCAAGAAAUGCCUCUUCGUCUGACUGGAACCUUUCCCACCUAUUCCUGCCCACUCUUCUGGACAGAGUUCAAUGGAUAUUGUUUCCGCUUCUUCCCCGUGACCAAGACCUGGGCAGAGGCCGACCUGUACUGUGCCGAGUUUUCAAAUGGACUUCGAUCAGCAAAAUUAGCAUCAGUUCACAGCUGGGAAGAGAAUGUGUUUGUCUAUGAUUUGGUUAACAGUCGAGUUCCUGGAAUACCUACAGAUAUUUGGAUAGGACUCCAUGAUAGAAGGGUGGAAGGUAACUUUGAGUGGACUGACGGGACAACGUACGAGUACAGUUACUGGGACGGCAACCAGCCUGAUGAUGAGAAACAACUUGUACAUGAAGAGGAGGACUGUGUACAGAUGUGGUUCCGACAGAACAGCGCUCUUAGAUCCUGGAACGAUAAUCGUUGCAACCGUGAAUUUCCUUUUGUUUGUAAAAUCCCCUCCCUGGAGAACAUCUAAGCAGCAGCUCCCUGGAGAACAUCUAAGCAGCAGCAGGCACGAAGCUGCGUGGAACUCACUCUGACAUUACUCUGGAAUCAGCAGCAACUGCCAUAAACAAUGUCGAGGUUCUGAUCUAAGUGCUCUCCAUCAUAACAUAAUUAUUCUGAAUAAGGGUCUCAAGAUGGGUCUCAUCCUGAAACGUCACCCAUUCCUUCUCUCCAGAGAUGCUGCCUGACCUGCUGAGUUACUCCAGAAUUUUGUGUCAACCUUCAAUUUAAACCAGCAUCUGCAGUUCUUUCCAACACAUAACAUCAUUAUUGUUUGCUGCUGCGUGCAGGAACACAGCUUGCUCUAAUUUCUGGCUGCUUGUUUUAUUUUCCAGCCUCGAUACAUCCUGACCCUUUUCACAUGGAAUAGAUUGACCUGCGUAUGGCUAAUCACCAAACGUUAAUAUUCUUAGAAUGUCUUUCUUUGAAUUUUGAUUAAUAAGUCAGAGUUGGCUUCCACAAAUAUAUUAGUUAGAUAUUUAUCAUUAUCUUAUGUUAGAUCAUUUUAGCUACAAACCUACUAAAAUAUGUAUAUGAUAACAUUCAGCAAAAAUAACUCAAACAUUCAUGCAUUAAAUUUCACGUAAUUAAGUUGCAGCAAACCAAACAAAUCUGAUAUUGCUUUUCAAGUUGUACUUUCAGUUUCAUGAUCCAGUUGUCAAAUAUAUACAUAGACAUAGAAACAUAGAAAAUAGGUGCAGGAGUAGGCCAUUCGGCCCUUCCAGCCUGUACCGCCAUUCUAAAUGAUCAUGGCUGAUCAUCCAACUCAGUAUCCUGUACCUGCCUUCUCUCCAUACCCCCUGAUCCCUCGAGCCACAAGGGCCACAUCUAACUCCCUCUUAAAUAUAGCCAAUGAACUGGCCUCAACUACCUUCUGUGGCUGAGAAUUAAAUAUAUAUCUAUAUAUAUAUAGAUAUAUAUAUAAUUAUAUAAUCUCUUUGGAUCUUUCAGACAUAUUAAAAAUGAACGUUGGGUAGAAAUAAAUAUAUAUUUCACUUGCCCAGUUACCAUUUGAACACUAGGUAAAUGGGAUAUCAUCCCUGGGUCCUAAUUAAAAAGCUGACAGGGCCUGACCAUGAUAAAGAUCAUCAAAUGUAAACAUUUCAGUCUGUUCCAAAAGGCAAUUCCACAUUUAGAGUCCUAGCCAUAGAGUGACACAGUGUGGAAAUAGGCUAACAAUAUCCCAGCUACAUUAGUCCCACUUGCCUGUGUUUGGUCCAUAACCCUCCAAAUCUGUCCUAUCCGUGUACCUGUCUAAUUGUUUCUUAAACGAUGGGAUAGUCCCAGCUCCAACUACCUCCUCUGGCAGCUUGUUCCGUACAUCCACUUCCCUUCUAGUUUGUUAGAACAGAAAACUUUAUUCCAUGUAGCUAGCAAACGUGUGUUUGGGGGUAGUUGUCACAGUGUGUAUUCGAACACAACAGAAUGAACCACCCCCCCUCCUGACUCUCACACUCACUCACACACGCACAAACACAUACAUGCACAAACACACACAUGCACAGACACACACGCACAGACACGCACAGACACAUACACGCACAGACACACAUGCACGAACACGCACAGACACACACAUGCACAGACACACACGCACAGACACACAUGCAUAGACACACACAUAUACGCACAGACACAUACACGCACAGACAUACACAUACACGCACAGACACACACAUACACGCACAGACACACAUGCACAGACACACACACACAGACACACACAUGCACAGACACACACAUACACGCACAGACACAUACACGCACAGACAUACACAUACACGCACAUACACGCACAGACACAUACACGCACAGACAUACACAUACACGCACAGACACAGACAUGCACAGACACACACAUGCACAGACACACACAUGCACAGACACACAUGCACGGAUGCACAGGCACACACAUACAUGCACACACGCACACAUAUACGCACAGAUACACAGACACACAUGCACAAACAUACACGUGCAGACAUACGCACAGACACACAUACACAUACACACACGCACAGACACACACGCAUAGACACACACACACACCCAACAAACACUUAUUGCCAAGCAGUGUUAUAAAAGCUGUGGCCACUGAAUAUGCAAAUCAACCAGCUUGUAGGAAUAUUGUUAUAGUAAUGCUUUUAUUUAUUUUCUAUGACAAAGGAGUUAGAUCUGUGAACAUGAUAUUUUUGUAUAACUCAUUGCUGUUCCUCUAGCUUGUUGACACACAAUGCGAUGUUGACACACAAUGCGAUGUGGCUCCUGGACAGUUUUACAGUAAAUGAGAUGCAGUAUUUUGUUUAAAAGACGUGUAGUUGUUUAGCUAAAAGGAAAACGUCCAUAUUUUGUAAUUAUAGCUAAUAUAAAAUAAAAAAAGCUUUUCCUUCUGUUGCAUUUCAAUUCACUAGAUCAAUAAUCCUCACGUUUCUCAGUUCUGAGUUUAUGCCGUUUAAUUACAGUUAUUUAGCAUGAGUUUCAGUUUUUAGAUUUUUAAUGUACACUCAAGCUUUGAAAGCCAAAACCGUUGAAUGUGUUACACAUUUUUUGAUUUUUGAUUUAAUUUUUUGUCAUUGUCUUCAAUGAAUAGACAACAAAAUUAUUUUUCCCUUACAGUCAUACAAAAAUAUAAAAUAAAUAACUAAAACACAGAACACAGUAGUCCACAACACAAACAUCCCUACAGCAGCACCAAAGUCCAGUCAACCUCCUCGCCAAUGUUCCCCAAUG
Messenger RNA from Leucoraja erinaceus (little skate), 3774 nucleotides. It is a transcript of the gene clec19a, whose product is annotated as C-type lectin domain containing 19A. Bases 443 to 1015 code for a protein of 190 amino acids. The record is from RefSeq and is a predicted model, not a curated record. NCBI's taxonomy places the organism in Eukaryota, Metazoa, Chordata, Chondrichthyes, Rajiformes, Rajidae. Gene Ontology annotation, molecular function: signaling receptor activity. The transcript is spliced from 5 exons.